This is a messenger RNA of Paramecium primaurelia, 460 nucleotides long. Lineage: Eukaryota; Ciliophora; Oligohymenophorea; Peniculida; Parameciidae. The record is from the annotation of a GenBank genome assembly.
AUGAUUACAAUUCUAAAGAAUACUUUAAUAAUAUAUGUAGGACUUUUAGGUCUUAGUACAAUAGGAUCUCUAUUCAUAUGUUUAGAUUAAGAUUAUCAUUAACAAUGUCCAUCACAUGUAAUCACAAUUUUAUCAGAUUUAUCUGUCAUUCCAAUAAUUAAUGAUGCAAGAAUGAUGUUGAUUCCAAUAAUAAAAGAAUUACCUCCAUAAUGGAUUACUAUAUUAAUUUGGAGUUCAUUAAUGAUGACAACUGCAUUAAUAAUAUCAGUAAUGUAUUUAGCAGCGUAAUGAAUUUAAAUUAAUAUAUAGAAAGUUCACUUAUGAAAUGUUAAUGAAUUUAGUUAAAUUAAUAGUAAUAAUUAUUUUGAUAUCACUCAUUUGUGCAUGGUUGAUGAAUGUUUAAGAGAUACCUUCAAAAUUGUAAUAUUAUUUGAAGUACUUACAAUUAUUCUAAUAAUGA